AAAUUAUAGUUUGCAUCAUGGGGCUGUUCUGACAAACAAAUUGGUUUUUGACAUCUUUCGUUAAAAGCAAAAUUGUGAAGUAAAACAAAAUUGUUCAAAAAUUAUUGAGGAAUUAGCAUCAAUUUCUUCUUUUACAAAAUUUUUAGUAUAGGGAAAAUAAAAUUUGCAAAAUUUUAUUUGUGUCUUAUGCGUCUCUUAAAUUUCUCGCACUUUUUCGUAACUUGAAAAAAAUUGUAUUUUUGAAAAUUUAAAUUGCAAUGGCAAAAUGUUUAACGAAAUUAUUGGGCAAACGACCGUCAUCGCGUCUAUCCGAAUUGUAUAUUACAGUUCAGCCGCACACAUUCCGUAGAUUUUUGAUGCGAAAUGUUCUCGGUGUGGGAGUCACUCCUGAUAAAAAACCGGAAGAGUUGAAAAAGCCUACGUUACGUUUUAUUCAAUUUUUGAGAGGGAAUGAUGAACGUAAGCGUUUGGGUGUUGUAUCCGAAGACGGCAAUACUUUUGCUGAAUUGUCGGGAGGUGCUUGUGUGUCUAAUGAUUUUCUCGCAUUCCUCAAACAAGGUUUCUCAUCGCAAGAGCUCUUGCACAAAAUCGACAGAGUGCAAUGUGAGCGCAUGAAUGAUCGGUUAAUUUUGCUACCCCCCAUUAUUAAUCCUGGCAAAAUUAUUUGUGUUGGUCUAAAUUACAAAGGUCAUUGCGAUGAGCAGAAUAAACAACCGCCUACGGAUCCCGUGUUUUUCAGUAAAUUCGGCAAUGCUUUAGUUGGUCCGUUAGAUUGCGUUGUCGCUCACAGCGUCACAAAGCGACUCGAUUGGGAAGUGGAGCUGGCCGUUGUUAUAAGUAGGAAAUGUCGUCAUGUUCAAUGUAAAGAUGCCAUGAAUUAUGUAUUCGGUUAUACAAUAGCCCAAGACAUUUCGGCUCGUGAUUGGCAAAAACGUAAUGGCGGUCAGUUUUUUAUCGGAAAAUCAAUGGAUACAUUUUGUCCCAUCGGCCCUGCAGUGGUACACAGCAGCAUGAUUGGCGACCCACACAAUUUAUACUUGAAAUGCACCAUAAAUGGUGAAGAGAAACAAAGUGGCAAUACCCGUGAAAUGAUAUUCCGAAUUGAUGAACUGAUUUCUCGUUUGUCCAGUUUUCUGACUCUAUUACCUGGCGACUUAAUAUUAACUGGCACCCCAAAGGGAGUGGGUAUGUAUCACAAACCACCACAAUAUUUAAAGGUCGGAGACGUUAUCCAAAGUGAAAUCCAGUGUGUGGGCAAAAUGAUUAAUCAAGUCAUCGCUCCGUAAUUAUAAAUUUCUCGUACGCUAUUUAGAUUUUCAAGAAAUUGUGCAAUAAGUGCAUAGGUUAAUUAUUAUUGUAAUUAGAUUAUUAUGUUAAAUUU
Molecule: messenger RNA, 1381 nt
Organism: Glossina fuscipes
Lineage: Eukaryota; Metazoa; Arthropoda; Insecta; Diptera; Glossinidae
Product: fumarylacetoacetate hydrolase domain-containing protein 2
Exons: 4
Coding region: 258-1286 (342 amino acids)
Molecular function (GO): hydro-lyase activity
Source: RefSeq, a predicted model, not a curated record